This is a messenger RNA of Alosa sapidissima (American shad), 1307 nucleotides long. RefSeq names its product dickkopf WNT signaling pathway inhibitor 3b (gene dkk3b). The transcript has 7 exons. The record is from RefSeq and is a predicted model, not a curated record. Lineage: Eukaryota; Metazoa; Chordata; Actinopteri; Clupeiformes; Clupeidae. Gene Ontology annotation, biological process: negative regulation of canonical Wnt signaling pathway; multicellular organism development. Bases 108 to 974 code for a protein of 288 amino acids. Gene Ontology annotation, cellular component: extracellular region. Gene Ontology annotation, molecular function: receptor antagonist activity; co-receptor binding.
GAUUUUUUUUUCUUUUCAAGCCAGUGCGCAUAGUUUCCAAAUAAACGGUAGGCUACUGGAGGACCUCCGACGCAAACUUCGGAGCCUGGACUUGUUUUGUCGCUGCAAUGCUUAAGUUUGUCACACUCUUUUUCUGGCUACAUAUUUUCAAUGGUGUUGCAAGCCGAACGACCCCAUACGCUAAAAAUGGCAUCAAGACUAUUGAUAGAAAUCUGGCUCCGGGACAAAUUACCUUGAACGAUAUGUUUAGAGAGGUUGAAAAAUUGAUGGAGGACACGCAGCAUAAACUAGAGGAAGCGGUACAUCAGAUAAAUAAUGAAAGUGCUAAAUCUCAAUCUUAUGCGCAAGACCUGGUUCCAAUCUAUCAUAAUUUGACCCAUUCAAAAGACGCACUGGAUGACCAAGCCAUGCAUAUAGUUGAACAGAUCAAAAAGGAAACGGACAAUAGGACAGGGGAGAUCCAUCUCUCCAGAACAGUGAUUCAGACCAGUGGCAGAUGGAAUGAAGUCGACCAUGAGUGCCUGAUCGAUGAGGACUGUGGAGAGGGCAGCUACUGUCUGUACCAAGUCCUGACCUCCAGAUGCAUACCCUGCCAGGCCUCCUAUGCCAGCUGCGGAAAGGACGAGGAAUGCUGUUCAGGCCAAUUGUGUGUGUGGGGAAAGUGCUCACCAGACGGUGUAAAAGGACAGUCUGGCAGCAUCUGUCAGUACCAGAAUGACUGCAGCCCUGAGAACUGCUGCGCCUUUCACAAGGAGCUGCUCUUCCCAGUGUGCACCCCGCGACCCCAGGAGCAGCAGCCCUGCUACAGCCAGCCCAAUAUGCUGAUGGACCUACUGCUGUGGGACGUGGAGGGCCCCAGGGAACACUGCCCCUGCGCUGGGGGCCUCGAGUGCCAGCCCCUCAGACGUGGAUCACUGUGCUUGGAUGUCAGAGGCUCAUCCGGUGAGGACAGCCCAGAUCCAGACUUUCUGUGAAACAUCAAUGAGUUCCCAAACAAAAGUCUUGUGAUUUUUCUGGCUCUAAAUGUUUGUUUUGUCUCCACUCUAUGAUUCAUCAUUGCACAAACAGAUGGGUGACAGUACAUUCAUUUACAAUAUGAGCCUGCAGGUAUUCCAUGUUGUACAAGCAUUUCUGUUGUGACCCAAACCCUAGCCCUACUUUCUCUGUUGAAGAGAUGUAUUAGUAGUUAUUAUGACAAUGAAUUAAUUGUAUUGUAUCUGUAUAUCAAACACUUAUAUUUAAAUGAAACAUACCUUAGUUUUCUUGCAAAGAGGACUGUUGAAAUCUAUUAAAAAUCCUUGACUGCC